CUUGAUAUUAUUUGUACCUAGAUUAUUGUAACCAUGGCGCCUUUGAAGCGUCUUUUCUUCCUUGCCUCUCUAGUCUUCGUGGGCAUCAUCCUCUUCCUUGGAAAGAAUGCAGAGGCCAAAGGGCCCAAGAUCACCCACAAGGUUUACUUCGAUAUUGAACAUGGAGACGAGCCAAUGGGCCGGAUUGUAAUCGGACUUUAUGGGAAGACAGUCCCUAAGACUACGGAAAAUUUCCGCGCAUUGGCCACCGGCGAGAAGGGAUUCGGUUAUGAAGGCUCUACCUUCCACCGAGUUAUUAAGGACUUCAUGAUUCAAGGAGGCGAUUUCACCAAGGGCGAUGGUACUGGCGGAAAGUCCAUCUAUGGCGAGAAGUUUGCUGAUGAGAACUUCAAGCUGCGACACACCAAGAAAGGCAUUUUGAGUAUGGCCAAUGCGGGAAAGGACACCAACGGUUCUCAAUUCUUCAUCACAACUGCGGUCACUAGCUGGCUCGAUGGGCGUCACGUCGUCUUCGGCGAGGUUCUCGAGGGCUACGAGGUUGUCGAUAAGAUCCAAAAUAUCGAGAAAGAGCCCGGGGAUCGACCCAAGGAUGCCGUGAAGAUAGCCAAGUCCGGGGAACUACCAAUGACUGAGGAAGGUACUAGCCAUGAUGAGAUCUAGAUCAUCCUUCUGAAUUGCUUGGUGAAAGAAAAGGAACGAAGAGAAGAAAAAGGAAGAAAAAAGAGACCAAAAUCCAAUGUUUCCCCCUUCUUUUUCAUUGCUUGUUUUUCAUGCUCCAGUGCAAACAUAUAUACACGUGAUAUUUGUCAUUCUUUAGUUUUCUAAACAAGCAUUUGCUGAUGCUCUGGUUCCUUUUCCAAUUCAUCUAUCAAGGUCGACCUGGACUCAUCGCACAAUUGACCGAGAAACUGAAACAAUAAAGAUGACGGCGAGCGAGAAAACUAAAAAGGGAGACUUGUCCGGUGUUCUAAACAUCCCCAUGUGUGCGUAUUCCAGGGCCCCGGUCCCAGCAGAAGAAUGGAGGUUGUUUGCCAUUAAAUGCCCUUGCGUUCGCUCUGCCGCCCGUUUAGACCCCGUUUAUUACUUUAUCCAGUUACACAAUAUUAAUCUUCAAGG
This is a messenger RNA of Histoplasma capsulatum G186AR, 1116 nucleotides long. RefSeq names its product peptidyl-prolyl cis-trans isomerase B. The record is from RefSeq and is a predicted model, not a curated record. Gene Ontology annotation, cellular component: fungal-type vacuole; endoplasmic reticulum. The transcript is spliced from 7 exons. The coding region runs from base 34 to 660 and encodes 208 amino acids. Gene Ontology annotation, biological process: protein peptidyl-prolyl isomerization; protein folding. NCBI's taxonomy places the organism in Eukaryota, Fungi, Ascomycota, Eurotiomycetes, Onygenales, Ajellomycetaceae. Gene Ontology annotation, molecular function: peptidyl-prolyl cis-trans isomerase activity.